AUGGUGCUUUCCAUCCCUCAAGUCGUCGGCCGUCUGGCUCUGGUUCUUGGUCUUCUACCCAAUCUUGUCCUCGCCCAAUGCGGCCCUGAUAACGAUGGAGCUCGCUGCCCUUUGAACGUCUGCUGUUCCUCGGCCGGAUACUGCGGAACGUCAAGUGUGUACUGUGGUGAUGGUUGUCAAUCAACGUACGGGAGCUGUUCUGUACCUACAGUUCCAUCUUGCUCUUCUGGCGGUAAGAGUGCGACUAAUGGCCAUCGCGUUGGAUACUGGCGCGUACAGCAGGCUUGGGACCGGUCUUGCGAUGUUGUCCUUCCUUCUCAAAUCCAGACCAAUGGAUUGACCCAUCUUAUCUUGGCGUUUGCCGAUUUCGACUCUAGCAGUUUCGCAGUGGGCGCCCAGAACUCUCAAGAUGUCGACUACUAUAAGCAGUUCACCGCUUUACAGACUAGUUCGUUGCAGACGUGGAUUGCCAUUGGUGGCGGCAGUUUCUCAACUGAGACUUGGUCUUCCAUGGCGGCCUCAGCGAGCUCCCGAUCUGCCUUCAUCUCGUCUCUCAAGUCCUUCAUGGAGACUUAUUCCUUCCAGGGCGUUGACCUUGAUUGGGAAUUUCCAGCGACCACCGAUGCAGCAAACCUGGUCUCUCUUGUCCAGGAACUCCGAGCUGCCUUUGGAAAGGACUAUGGCAUCUCAGCGGCGGUACCAGCGGACUGGGGUAGCAUCCAGGGCUUCAACGCAGCCGGUAUGGGCAAAUACGUCGACUUCUUCAACUUUAUGGCCUACGAUUUACAUGGUUGGGGAAUUGAUCAAGAGCCAGCAAAGAGUGUUGUCACCUACCAGGCCAGCAUAGUUGACAUCGCCAACGAUCUAAUGCCGCUUUGGGCCAAUCAGACCGAUCCGUCUCUCAUCAACCUCGGCAUCCCCCUGUACGGCCGCGGGUACACCCUCUCCUCCUCCAGUUGCAAAGAAGCAGGUUGCGCUGCAUCGGGGCCAAGCGAAGAAGGUUCCUGUGUCAAAGAUCCGACAGGCGUCAUGGUGCUGAGUGAUAUCAAGAAGGCGGUUGCAGCCAAUCAAGCUACUGUGGAGCUUGACAGCGAGGCUAUGCAGAAGUAUGUGACUUGGGGAGGUGAUCAGUGGAUAGGCUAUGACGACGCUGAUACGUUGGCACUGAAGAUGGCAUGGGCUGAUGGUCUAUGUUUGGGCGGUGCUGUGUUUUGGGCACUCGAUAAUAAUGGCGGUGCGUGGGGUGCUCAAGGUAAAAGUCCCUGCAAGGCGUAA
This is a messenger RNA of Fusarium fujikuroi IMI 58289, 1275 nucleotides long. RefSeq names its product related to chitinase. The transcript has a single exon. Gene Ontology annotation, molecular function: chitin binding. The coding region runs from base 1 to 1275 and encodes 424 amino acids. Lineage: Eukaryota; Fungi; Ascomycota; Sordariomycetes; Hypocreales; Nectriaceae. The record is from RefSeq and is a predicted model, not a curated record. Gene Ontology annotation, biological process: carbohydrate metabolic process.